Molecule: messenger RNA, 1373 nt
Organism: Mangifera indica (mango)
Lineage: Eukaryota; Viridiplantae; Streptophyta; Magnoliopsida; Sapindales; Anacardiaceae
Product: EKC/KEOPS complex subunit TPRKB-like
Biological process (GO): tRNA threonylcarbamoyladenosine modification; telomere maintenance via recombination
Cellular component (GO): cytosol; nucleus; EKC/KEOPS complex
Source: RefSeq, a predicted model, not a curated record
AAACCUAACUUACCUUCAAAUUUUACCUCGCAUAGCAGAAGACAUUUGCUAACUUUCUGUGGCGGCCAGCCAUGAAGGUGUUCAACAUCAGUAAUGGAAACACUCUCUAUGUUGCACUUUUCACUGAAGUCAUCAACUCCAAGGAACUGUUAGAUUCUAUGCAAGCUGGGACACUGGAACCUGAAGUGGCAUUUCUCAAUGCAUUGCUUAUCCUACAUGUUUUCCCCCUUCUAGCAGCUGCACAUAAGACACUUAUUGCCAAGGCGCAAUCUUUGACAACACGCACUCUUCACUCUGAGAUAGUUUACAGUUACUCAGGAUCUAAGCAUAUUACAGAAUCCUUGAAAAGAUGUGGCAUCUCUGACAGCUCAACAUAUGUCCUCGCCGCACAUCUCAAUGCUUCCCCAGAUGAGAUGAAAGCUGUGGAGAAACUUGUCAAUGGGAAGGAAAUUGGUUUGGAAGAACUGGAAGGGAAAGCAGAUCAAGCCCAGAUAAAAAAGCACUACAAAAUAACUGGCCCAGAGCUGGAGAUAUCUUCAUUUGUAGAUGCUAUCACAUGCCGGAUUGCUGGUUUAGGAUUUAGGGUUUAGGGUUUAGGGUCGUGAUGCCUUAUGAGAAAGGAGAGUUAUCCUUCCAUUUCCACGUUUUUCUUUCCUUGUUAUGCCUGUUAUUGGUUUGCCCUUUCUCCAUCAUCAAUCCUAUAACUUUUUAAGUCAUAAUUCUGGGGUUCUGAUGUUGGCAUUUUUAUGGUAUUGCUGGUGGAGGGUUAUCAAGAGAAGAAACCUGAGUCAAGAUGUGUGAAUUAUUAUCAGGUUAUUCAUAGCUUAAAAUCAGAAACAAUGUGUAUGUAAUUUUGAUUCGGCUGUAUCCUUGGGCUUCGAUGUAGGCUUCUUAGAAAAUGUUAAGACGGAGAAUUGGAUACUUAACGGCGUGUAACGGUAUUCCGGGAUGGAAUCAUUUAAGAUGCUGAUCCAAACACAGAAAGGGGAGCGGAAUAUUUUGCAAAAAUUCAUUUUCUUCAUUAGAAGCAAACGCUGGGCCAUAAAUGAACGCUGACUGGUGAUAGCCGGUGGCCUAAAAAUAACUCUCUUGUAGUACCUUAUAUUUGCGUCCAAUCCGAGCACACCAUAAUCUUUUUGAGGAUGAAAGUUUGACCUAUUUACAUGCUGGUAUAGGUAUAUUUAAAAUUUUAAGAAAAAAAUCCUGAUUAGAAAAUUGAAUGUGGGCUUACCCAAGGAGGUAUUAUUGAUGUAUUGAAAACCCCUUAUGGGGCGUUUGGUUCAGGGAAUAUUUUAUUACUAAAAAUAAAAUAUUACCACUAGGAUAGAUUACUUGAAAGAUUACUGAGUAUAAAUUAUGACUAUGUUUAGUUA